AUGACAGCGUCACAGAGAAGUGGGAAGGGGAGAUCGGAAGAGGACUCUGCUGCGGCGACGGAGGUCGUAUUAGGGAGAGAGCAUGCGGAAGAGGGAGAACAGAGGGCCGCAGACGACGAUGGUGUGAGAGAUCGGAAGGGGAAGUCGGAAGGGGACUGUGCUGCGGCGACGGAGGGUGUAUUAGGUAGAGAGCGGGGGUAUUCAACGAAAGCGAUGGCAGCGUAACUGAGAGGUGGGAAGGGGACUGUGCUGCGGCGACGGAGGGUGUAUUAGGGAGAGAGCAUGCGGAAGAGGGAGAACAGAGGGCCGUAGACGACGAUGGUGUGAGUGCCGGACAAUUGGCAUGAGACGACGGCAGUAGGUAGGGGGUCAAGGAGGCAAAAGGGGUUGGUGGAGAACGGGCGCGGCACAAGGGGACGGCGCCGUCGAGAGCCAAAACGGGGGCGGGGUUAAUGCGAGGUACGGGAGGCGUGUGACUGGCAAGAAACAAGUAUCAAAACCGCAGAUACCAUUCGCCCGUCCGUACCACCCCAAAGGUUAAGUAUGCCGCGCCGACAGCCGCCACUCUUCACGCAAUCAGCACAACAGCCAGUUGUUAUCGUGUGUCAUUCUCGGUAACCUUUUGCUUCCGCCUCUGUGUUUCGCAAUUUUCCGCGCUUGCAGACUCUACCCUUCUUCCUUUGCUGGCAAACCUUUUCGUGCGAACGAAACGUUUGAAACGUUUAACACCUCUAUUCUUACCAAUAAAGACUCUUACUACACUGUACCGUACAU
This is a messenger RNA of Chondrus crispus (carragheen), 774 nucleotides long. RefSeq lists its product as hypothetical. The record is from RefSeq and is a predicted model, not a curated record. The transcript is spliced from 2 exons. Bases 1 to 225 code for a protein of 74 amino acids. NCBI's taxonomy places the organism in Eukaryota, Rhodophyta, Florideophyceae, Gigartinales, Gigartinaceae.